Messenger RNA from Chironomus riparius, 3570 nucleotides. NCBI's taxonomy places the organism in Eukaryota, Metazoa, Arthropoda, Insecta, Diptera, Chironomidae. The record is from the annotation of a GenBank genome assembly.
AUGAAACAAGAAAUGGCUUUAUAUAUUGAACUUCAGCUAGAUCCAAUCUAUCUGCGUGUAAAUAUGCAAAAGAAAGCUUUUAGUGAAAGAUCAUCAUCUUCAGUUCGUGAUAGAUAUUCCAAUGACCCUGCAUUCACAGAGGAUGUAAGACAUUUAGCAUUACCAUCAAGACGCAAUUCGGGAACAUCAGAAGCAGAAGAAUUCAAGAUGUUUGGAAAGAAGAAAUCCAAGAGUAAGGAAGAGAAUUCCAGUCAUUAUUCUCUUCGUUUGGAGCGUAAGAAGAAGAUAACGCAAACAAAUAAUCAUAGUGCUGAAUAUUUGUGUAAGAAUACGAGUAGCUCGGAAAGCAUAGAUAAUAUUAUUUCGUCAUAUAAACUAAAAGGACGGAAAGGAUUUAGUUUAGAUAGAAGUUAUGAUAUGGAUGCAAAGCCUCAAUCGAAGCCAAAAAGGUCUUCAUGGUUUUUGCGUGAUAAAAACAGGGAUAAACAAUCAAAGAGUGAAAAAUUUCUGAAACGAUCUUCCUUAGACUUUACUGUAACAUUUGAUACGAAACAACCACUAUCGCAGCCACUACCGCAAAAUGAGACGAAACCACGAACGAAAGCAAAGACAAUUCAAAGGCAAAAUGCUGCAGAUUAUACUGGUGACUCAUCAACAACACCACAAGAAGAAGUUCCUGAACCGAUUAAAAAGUUAAGUAAAUUUCAGAUUGGGAAGCGCUUCCUGAAAGGCGAAAUUGGCAUAAGAAGUUUCAAUUAUUAUUUGCUAAAGGAAGGCUUAAAGAAGAACACAAGCAAACAAAAGCAAGAAAAGCCAGCUUACAUGUCGAAAAGCGAAGAGAAUAUCUAUGAAGAGAUAUUUUUCUAUCAUGAUCAACCAACUCCAAAGCCACAAAUGCCACCCGCUUUGCCGCCACUAAACAAGCAAACAACAUCGCUUUCAGCAUCGUCGUUACAUAUUAAACAAACGACUGCUCAAUCAGAGGAUGGAAAUUGUUUAGAUUGUGAAAUAUGUAUACAGGAGGCUCAAGAGAAACACGUUUUGUGUACCUCACAAAGCUGCGAUAAGUGCUUAGAAAGUCAUCAGAAACAAAACUUAAUGACAAACUCAUUAUCAGGCAGUGAAGGUUAUGCAAAGGUUGUACGAAAAAUUAACAAUGCCACAAUCUAUGACUUCUUUCAGCAACAGAAUCAAGGUCAAACGGUUUUACAUUUUCAAUCGUAUAACCCAAGUAAUCCAAGUAUUUAUAAAAUGGAAACUACACCCGUAGCUUUCGAUUAUAAUCCGCUGGAAGAGCAAAUUUAUCAGCAACAGCAACAACAAGUACAACAUUAUGCUCGUGUUGCCUCUCAACAGCAAAAAAGCUUUUCAGGUGAUGGAAAAAUAACAACAAAAUCCUCAUCAUCGAGUGAUUCACUAAAAGGACAAAGACAACGUCAGCAUCAGCUAGAGCAACAGCAAGCAAAUGAGUUUUAUACUCGACCCAAUUACUUAUAUCCACCAAGUAACAAUAAUAAUAACAAUGAGACGCAAUCAAAUCGAACAAAGGAACAAAUCCACUCAAUUUACAAGACGGACUCAUCGAAUUCAUUGAGGAGUGAAAAUUCACUCAAUAAAAUUUACAAUAGUAAAAACAGCAGUCAAAAGAGUAGUCAGAGCAAUCACAAUAAUAAUAAUAGUAAUAAUAAUAAUAUUAUUAAUCGUGACGAAACGCAAAUACGGCAGGAUAUGAGCGACUCAAGUCUCGGUGACUCGCUCUUUUCGAGUGACGCGAAUAAACGGUAUUUCGGUAGUUCAGAGAGCUGUCGGUUUAAUUACGAAUGUGGACGCCGUCGGUGCAGUCUCGAGAACGAAAAAUGCAGCUUCUCUGAUACGUGUCGGUAUGAAUGUAAUUUACGGAACUGUGAUUGCUCUUCUUCAUACUUUUCAUCUGAUUUUGAUGAUACUAAUAUUUAUAAUACAUCGAAUAAUAAUAAUAAUAAUAACAAUAAUAAUACUAAUAAUACUGGAAGUGGUAGAUCUAAUAAAUCUCAACAUGGCAAUAAUACUAGUACCCAGCAAAUCGUCGAUUAUGCUUAUGCAGAUCCAAAGUCUACAGCUAUCCACUACGCCGAAGAUUUCAUUAAGCAUGUAAAUAAUGUGAAACGAAGGAAUCAAAACAUUCCAUUUGAUGCCAAUAAUACUCUAAUAAAUGCUCAAUUGACGGCACAGUCUAUUUAUGAAGUGCCUAAGGCAAAUCCUAAAAGGUUAGACAUUGAAUCUAUCCGAAAUAACAAUAAUGUCAUUGAAAUAUGUGAGAGUCACAAGAGUCAUAUUACUGGCUAUUAUAUAACAUCGAAUGAAGAUGAAAUGACGAUAGCAAUUAAAGAAUCAUCUACAGUCGGUAGUAUUGGUGAUAAAAUGAUGACGCAUACGGAUAAUAAUGCGAAAGGAAUGAGUAAAGCUCAUUUGACUGGAACAGUACCCAAAUCAUCUAUAUCAUCUAAUGACUCUAAAAAGAGCUCAACACGUUCGAGUCUAAAGCAUGUGAAGCAGCAAAAAGAGACGAACCGUAACCACCAAACGAAUGACAACAAUGAGAAUUUGUUGAAAGUGACUCAAGGGAAUGAGAACUUGUUAACAAAUGAAGGAACCACAACGAUAACAUCAUCAUCAUCCAAUUUCGAUAUAAAAAAUUCUGCAACGGUUGUUGAACAUGAACAAAAAGUUUCGGUACAGAACAAUACAAAGAAUCCUGUGGAAAAUGAUACUCGAAACAUAAAUACCAAAAGUGAGCAACCGCAACAACAACAGCUACAGCAUCCUCAACCAAAAAUCGCAAUUGUGGAUGAGUAUGAUGAUGAUGAGGUUUUUCUAGAUAACACGAAGCUCCCGGAAAAAUCUUCAACAGAUAACAAUGACAAAAAAGUUGCCGAGAAACAACAGCAGCAGCAAAUCGAGAUAAAAGUUAAUGAAGGUAAAAAGUCACAACUACCUAUGGAUACGAUAAAUGUUGUUUCUUCGUCAAAAAAUAACUCACCAUAUAAAAGCCCAUUAAAAGCACAAACGGAAGCAUCAAAACAAGCUCAAAAAGUUGAUGUUUUAACGAAAGCUGAUGCGAAAAGCAUUGAACCGGCAGUGAUAAAAAACAAUAAUAAAAACACUACAACCAAUGCUGAUGUAGUAAUUGAUAGUGAUGAUGACAGCGUGUUCAUCAAUGAAAACAAGCAAAAGAAAACAAACAAAAAUGAUGAAACAUCAUCGAAACAUAAAUCAGUAAUUUCAAACAAUGCGAAAACAUCGAGCAAUGCGUCAUCAUUGAAUCCAAAAGCAGUUGAUACAGUUGCUUUACAGAAUCACAACAGCAGUCGCGAUUCAAACGUUCAAAGUGAAACAACUCUCAGUCAUCAAUGUGGAGUUCCAAAUAUUAUGUGUGAAGGUAGACACCAUGAUGCAGUAGAAUCAGUCGCAUAUGACUAUCCUGAACAUGAGAAUACAAGACGUUAUCCAUCCCAACUCCCCCAAUUUGAUGACUACCCGGGAUACAUGGAAAAUUAUAGACCACCAAGACCUGUACCAAUUCCAAGAUAA